AUGGGACAGGAACCCGAAAUUGUAGAGGCACACGAGGAGGAGAGACCAACAGACAGCCAUCACCUGGCAGACAUGGCCUCCAAGGAGAAGCCGAUCGAAGAGAGGGGACACGCCGAGCUUGACCACGAUCAUGUUGAAGUGAAGAAUUUAGGAUGGAACAACCCACCGAGCAAGGUUGCGCAGCCCAUGGUUGGUGGUUUGAGUAACGAGGAGCUCUGGAUCCUAGUCCGACGAUUUGACAAGCAAAUCUUCCACGUCAAAUCGAUAUCCGAGCCACCGCUUGCAAACCUGGAUAUGAACAUCGCCGACGAGGAGGAGUUCUCGCCUGACAAACUCCGCGCCCAUGUAGAGCGCUUGUACAUGACCGUCGUUGUUGGCUUAUUCUCCUUCUGGAAGCAUAUUGUUCGCCUCCGUUCAUGGCGCGAAUACAAGCGCACCUCACUCUUUCUCGCAGUCUACUCCAUCGCCUGGAUCCUCGAUUUCGUCGUUCCCGUCCUCGCUAGCUUCCUUAUCGUUCUUGUCCUCGUCCCACAAUCACGAGACUUUUGUUUCCCUCCCGCCCCCGCUUCCCUCAUCGACAGCAAAACCGGCGGCGUCAAAAAACCCGCAUCCGGCGUCCUCGCAUCCGAUGACUCGAUCACCGGCGCACCCGAGAAACAUGCCGGAGAGGCCGUGGAACAAGAGGCGUCGAGCUUCGUGAACAGCAUCUCAUCGCUGAUCAUCAGCACGGCGGCGGGAAAACAUCCUCAAGGCGAUCCCCACGACGACUCUUCUGUCCCCGACCCUACUAACAUUACCCAAGAUGUCGUCAAUGCCAAGGAUAAAACGGACGGCAAGGAGCCUACCCCCCACCACGACAAGACCAAGAAGCCUGUUCACGAGUCCGUCUGGAUCAAGGCUAGGCCUGUGAUGCAUGGCAUCGCCGACUUUGUCGAUACCUGGGAGCGUUUCGGAAACGCUCUGAGUCCAACCCCACCUUUUCCCCAUCAGAGACCUCGUCUCGUCCUUGCCAGCGUUAUCUUGCCACUGCUACUCGUCUCUUUGUUCACAACCUCGUACAUGCUGGUCAAAGGUACCGGUUUUGUGGUUGGAUUCACCGUCUUUGGAGACCCCAUCAUCCAAAGAGGCCUGGUGUUUAUCAACCGUACCUACCCUCAUUGGCAGAAGUAUGUUGAGUUGCGAAACACCAUUCUCAAGGGCAUUCCCACCAAUGCCCAAGUCACCAUCACGCUUCUGCGCAUUGGUGAGCGCAACAAGGCACCGCUCCCUCCUCCGCCAAAGUCCGAUGUACCGCCACCUGAUGAACCUCAUGCGACCGCUGGUCAGGAUCUGGAGCACCUCGGUGUCGAUCAAGCAGAUAUAGACGAAGCCAUCCAACCCGACGAAGCAGCACUAGCGCCAGCGGAGUCGGAAACGGCAGAGCACAAGCAGAAGAAGGGCCAUCGAAUCAUGAAUUUUAUCAAGAGCACCGCCAAGGGCGGUAUCAACACCACUCUCGCCGCGGACAAGGUAAAGGCUAAGGUCGGCGCUAAACACGCCAAGGACAGGCUGGGCGUCAUUAAGAAGACGCCCGAUCCUGAGAAGGGUCCCGUUCGAUUCCCGGCACGCUGGAAGGGUAAGAGGGGCCAUGCUUAUAUCACGACUACGGCUACGACCCCUGCGCUCAGCUGGACGACUGAGUCGGAUGAUCUGAGUCCGACGUGGACUGUCACCAUUGGUGAUAUCGAGCAAAUUCGUAAAAUGGGCGGUCUCGGCUGGAAGUCCAAGAUUUUUGUUGGCUGGGCUACCGAUCGUGAGAUUGCAGACGGCCUCAUCGCGACAGAUAGCAUCGGCAAGGAGUACCAUCUUACCGCCAUUAUUUCGAGAGAUGAACUCUUUAACCGUCUCGUGGCCUUGGGGUCACAGAUGUGGGAAGCAUGGUAA
Messenger RNA from Colletotrichum phormii, 1923 nucleotides. RefSeq lists its product as uncharacterized. The coding region runs from base 1 to 1923 and encodes 640 amino acids. The transcript has 7 exons. The record is from RefSeq and is a predicted model, not a curated record. NCBI's taxonomy places the organism in Eukaryota, Fungi, Ascomycota, Sordariomycetes, Glomerellales, Glomerellaceae.